AUGCCUCGGCCCUCCUCCCGCGACCCUUUCGCGGGACCACGCGCGCGGCCAUCCGGUCCCGGCCCCGAUCGGCAUCUCAUCCCCUGGACGCCACCCCCGGCACAGGCGACCGCGCAGAUUCCGCGGUCCGGCUCCGAGAGCCCGACCGGUCUGGCCCGCAGGCCCCGCCGCCCAGGCCUCGCGGAGCCCCGGCCUCGCACAGCCUCGGGCCCUGGGCAACAAAGGCGGCGGCGGGCCGGGCGUGGAGCCGAGGGUCGGGGCGCCGGCCUGGGCCUCACUCUCACCGCCCUACUCUGGGCCACACGCGACCCCGCGCCUCCCCCCCGCCCCGCCAUCCCGCUCACCCGGCAGCCGCCGGCUCUGCUUCCUCCCCGCGGCGGCACGACGGCCGCGUUCGGACCUCCUCCUACCGCCGCUCCUCCUUCCUCCUCUUCCUCCUCCCCGAAGGGAGGGCGCGCGGCCGCGGCCCAGGCGGGAGCGGAGCCGCCGCGCAGGAGCCCGGGCCGCCCGCGCCCUCCGCACAGCCCAGCAGGCGGGGCGUCGCGUGGGGAAGGGCCCCGGAGGGCGGGGCCGCGGUCGCGGGUGCGAGCGGCUCCACCCCUUUCCCUCGCGGACUCUUGA
Molecule: messenger RNA, 621 nt
Organism: Apodemus sylvaticus (European woodmouse)
Lineage: Eukaryota; Metazoa; Chordata; Mammalia; Rodentia; Muridae
Product: proline-rich proteoglycan 2-like
Exons: 1
Coding region: 1-621 (206 amino acids)
Source: RefSeq, a predicted model, not a curated record